UGGGAAAACACAGAUCCUGUUGAAAAGAGAUCACGAGUCUGUCUAUAGGAUACGAAGCUAUCAACUUCCAAAUAGACCAAUUGAGCGAACAGCGUUGUUUUUAAAGGUUUUUGCAUGAGCGCAUCGGUCAUCGCCGAAAGGCAUCAUUGGUGAGGGUCUCGGUGAGUAUGUGGAGGGGUUAACAUGGCGCCAGGUGAAUCACCAGGUUGUGCUGAAUCACAGAUUACAGAGCAAUCAAGCCAAGCUUAUGGAACCAGUGAGGACUGACGUGCUGACUGUAACCCCAUGGCUGGCUCCUAUAGUCUGGGAGGGGACCUUCGACCCCCUGGUCAUAGACGAGGCCUUCAGGUCCCACAACCUCACCAUUGCCACCACUGUGUUUGCUGUAGGGAAAUACACUCGUUUUCUCCGUGACUUCUUAGAGUCAUCUGAGAAGCACUUCAUGGUGGGGCUGGAUGUGCACUACUACGUGUUCACCGACCUGCCCGGCGAUGUGCCUAGCAACGUGACUCUUGGUGUCGGCAGGCUGCUCAGCAUCGUGAGCGUGCCGAAGUUCGACCGCUGGCAGGAGAUAUCCCUCCGCCGCAUGGAGCUCAUCCAGACUGCCAUUGAGGAUCACAUCCACCAGGAGGCGCACUACAUCUUCUGCCUGGACGUAGACAUGAGGUUCCAUGGCCGUGUGGGAUCCGAGGCGCUGGGGAGACUGGUGGCUGCCAUCCACCCCUGGUUCUAUAUGUACCCCCGGAGCCAGUACCCCUACGAGCGGCGGGCUGUGUCCACAGCCUCUGUACCUCAGGACCAGGGAGACUUCUACUACCAGGCCAACAUAUUCGGAGGAGUGCUGGAGGAUGUUCAUAGGCUGACCAAGACGUGCAGGGAGCACCUGGAGGUGGAUAAGUCUGUGGGUGUUGAGGCUGUGUGGCAGGAGGAGAGUCACCUGAACUGGUACCUGGUGAAGAAUAAGCCCACCAAGCUGCUGUCACCUGAAUAUGUGUGGGACGACGCUAGAGGACGGGACACCAAGGAGAUAAAACUCGUCCGCUUCUCCUCUGUCAUCAAGAACAAGGCAGAGGUCAGGGAGAACCCAUGAGAUGCAGCCCAUGCAAAACCCAGAUAGAUAUCUUUAGCUUAAACAGACAGAUUUCGAUAGCUUAAACAGACAGAUUUCGAUAGCUUAAACAGACAGGUUUUGAUCAGGAAUGUUUUAAUAUGCUAAUUAGACUUCCACCAGAGGUGAUGACAUUGACGCUAGAGUUUUAAAGACUCAAGAGCUAACUAUAUUUAAGCUCUUGAGUCUUCCUCAUCUCUAAGAUCUGCCACAACAAAAUAAUGAUGUUCAAGACAACUGAGCGUGUUGUUGGUGCCCACCCUAACAGCGACAUGUUAGCAUCCCCUGAUCUGUGAACAGUUUUUACAAUUAUUAUGAUGUGAAGCCCUUUAAUACUUGUAUUGAAAAGCGCUAUACAAAUAAAGUUUAUUAUUAUUAAGUUGA
Oncorhynchus mykiss (rainbow trout) is the source of this 1492-nucleotide messenger RNA. The record is from RefSeq and is a predicted model, not a curated record. NCBI's taxonomy places the organism in Eukaryota, Metazoa, Chordata, Actinopteri, Salmoniformes, Salmonidae.